Molecule: messenger RNA, 393 nt
Organism: Paramecium sonneborni
Lineage: Eukaryota; Ciliophora; Oligohymenophorea; Peniculida; Parameciidae
Source: the annotation of a GenBank genome assembly
AUCUGUAUUUGUACAUUAACGAAGUCUUGUCUUGUUGAAAUAUGAAAAGAAAAUCUGUCAAUAUUAAAAGUAAUUAAACGCUGUAUUCAAUCCAAUGAGAAGCAGGCUCAAAAAAAUCCGGAUUGAAAAUAAAAAGAAUCAAAGCUACUAAAGUUCCACCUACAUUCAUUAUUAUCAAGUAAAUCUUGUAUGAAUUCACUGUAACUAAGCCUGUUAGGAGGAAAACACAACCUUCGCUUAAAGCAAAUAGAAAUGCUCCCCAAAAAUCCAAUUAAUGAAAUGUUAAAAAAUAAUUUUCUUCUAUAAUCUCUUAUGUCUGAAAGUUUGCUAUAAACAAUGAUAGGUUGCAAAAGAAAUUUAAAACUAUUACUACAACAAAGAAAGCAAAUAUGA